Closterium sp. NIES-67 is the source of this 1044-nucleotide messenger RNA. NCBI's taxonomy places the organism in Eukaryota, Viridiplantae, Streptophyta, Zygnematophyceae, Desmidiales, Closteriaceae. The record is from the annotation of a GenBank genome assembly.
CGCUGGGAGUGUUUUCCCUCUGAAAAGGGAUCUGCUGUUGAAAUGGAGCAGUCCUGUAAUGGGACGUCGCUGCUACUUUAUACUGCUGCUAGAAGCUCAGCGUAAGUUUCGUCCACCUUACAGUUGAUUGAUUAUCCCUUACCUUCUACCAUAGAGGCCGGUAGUAGGCGCAUAGUCGCAAUGGGUGUACCCAAGGGCGCGGCGGCGGUGGUGUCGGCGAACGAGUGCGACUUUAUUCUCGCGGCGGUGCGCGAGGAGCAGCGCGUCGACGGCCGCAAGCCCUUCGAUUAUCGGUCAUGGGACGUCUCAUUCGGCAGGGAUGAGGGCACAGCAGAGGUGCAGCUAGGAAACACCCGAGUGCUCGCGUCUGUAUCAGCCGCCCUCACUCUACCCUUCCCUGACCGCCCCAACGAGGGCUCGCUGGCUGUCUUCACGGAGCUCGCCCCCAUGGCGGAUCCACGCUUCGUGCCGGGACGGCCAGGGGAAGAAGCCAUUGAGCUGGGCAGGAUCAUUGACAGGGGCCUCAGGGAGAGCCAUGCGGUGGACACGGAGUCGCUGUGCGUGGUGGCGGGGAGGGCAGCAUGGGCGCUAAGGCUGGACGUGCGAGUCAUGGAUAACGAUGGCAACCUGGUGGACGCCUGUUGCCUGGCGGCCGUGGCGGCGCUGCUGGCUUUCAGACGACCGGAAGUGACAGUAGGGGGGGACGACGGCAUGCAAGUGGUGGUGCAUCCGACGCAUGAGCGUGACCCCGUACCGCUAACGGUGCACAACCUGCCCCUUGCAGUCACCUUCGCCUUCUUCAACGACGGCAACGACGUGGUGAUGGACCCGAGCUUUAAAGAGGAGGCGGCUCAGGCAGGGCGGUGCACGGUGCUGGUGAAUGCGGUGGGCGACGUGUGCAGCGUGCAGAAGGGCAGCGGGGUGGGUGUGUCACUCAACCAGCUCAUGCGCUGCUCGCGCGUGGCUGCCUCCGUGGCGCAACACAUGCUCAAGACACUGACGGAUAAGGUUGACAACUGAGGGGAUGACGAUGCCUAUUGCGUC